This is a messenger RNA of Hylaeus anthracinus, 1417 nucleotides long. Its product is annotated as cyclin-dependent kinases regulatory subunit-like. Gene Ontology annotation, cellular component: cyclin-dependent protein kinase holoenzyme complex; SCF ubiquitin ligase complex. The transcript is spliced from 3 exons. Lineage: Eukaryota; Metazoa; Arthropoda; Insecta; Hymenoptera; Colletidae. The record is from RefSeq and is a predicted model, not a curated record. Gene Ontology annotation, biological process: regulation of mitotic cell cycle. Gene Ontology annotation, molecular function: histone binding; cyclin-dependent protein serine/threonine kinase activator activity; ubiquitin binding. Bases 149 to 742 code for a protein of 197 amino acids.
UCCUCGCGCUCUGAUUGGUCAGUGUUUUCCGUUAAUAUCUCCUCAACGAAGCAUCAGACAACAUUUUCGCUAAGGAAAAAGUUGUUUCAAAUUACCUCCCGAACCACCCCUUUCAUGGUGUUACAACAUUUUUGGGACACGCUGUACAAUGGUUAUACAGACUAUAAAGUACUUGAUUUCUCGAAAUUGCUCGAAAUUUAAUAUAAAAUACAUUGUAAGAGGGCGCAUCGGUUUCUCAAAGGGCGCGAACAAGCACGAAUUGGCGCGAAUACCUGCUAUUACGUGUUAUUACUUUCUGAAAAAUCUAGUACCCUGUACCAAAUAUGUACACCGACAUCGAAAUAUUGCUAAUACAUCCAAAAAUAAGGUGAAGUUUGUUAGUGUACAUUUGUAUACAGUUGCUAAGAAGACAAGUUUAAAAAAAAAAAAAAAAGAAAGAGAGGUAACAAAUGUUUACAUUGUGGGAUUCAAAAUGCCAGUUGAUCAAAUACAAUAUUCUGAAAAAUACAGUGAUGAUAAAUAUGAAUAUAGGCAUGUUAUUUUGCCACUUGAUUUAGCGAGGCAUGUUCCAAAAACUCAUCUUAUGUCAGAAACUGAAUGGAGAAAUUUGGGAGUUCAACAAAGUCCUGGUUGGGUCCAUUAUAUGAUGCAUGUGCCAGAACCUCAUGUGCUACUGUUUCGUAGACCAAGGACUGAUUGUUUAAUAACUACAAGACCCACAUCUUUUCAAAGGGAAUACUAAAGUGUACAUCAAGUUUAUUAUCUGUGUCUAAUAACUGAUAUAUUAUUUAGUGAAAUGUGUAUAUGAAACAUAAUGAUUUAAGGCAAAUUAGAAGAAUUUAUAGUUUGAAUGACACUAUUGUAGUGAUCGAUUGUUAUAAUCAUGUUCUUGUUACACUUAAUAUGAUAAUUGUUGCUUUGUAAGUUUUGAAGCACAAUGUUUAAAUGGAUAAAGUUCGUUCAUGUAUAACUAAUUAGUAUUUGAGAUCUAAUAAUCUUCUGCCAACAUUUUUUCAUCAAAUAUGUAUAAAUAUCUAAUUAUUUUAAUUUGUACAAUUUUGCGAAAUUUGUAACAAUGUUUUGCUAAUCAUUGUAUAAAACAAAACAAAUCUGUGUAAAUAUUAUUGAUUAAAAAUGAUACAAUAUCUUGGAAUUUGUAAUUUGUUUCAAAAAACUUAAUACAAUGUAAGUACGUGUCAUUACACACUGAUGUAAUCAAAUUAUUUUGAAAUUAUAAAAUUAAUAGCACAACAUAGUUACCAUCGGCAUGUAAUUAAUCAAGCUAAUUUAAUUCAAUAUAAGCGUAUGUUAAGCUCUGUAUACAUAUAGCUUACUUAUUUAGAUUAAGUUUAAUGUAUUUAUUAAUAUAGUGUACUAAUAAAAUACUUGUUACCAAAAUUAUAAUCCUUUAUAAUAA